Molecule: messenger RNA, 1503 nt
Organism: Myotis myotis
Lineage: Eukaryota; Metazoa; Chordata; Mammalia; Chiroptera; Vespertilionidae
Gene: ONECUT3
Product: one cut homeobox 3
Exons: 2
Coding region: 1-1461 (486 amino acids)
Biological process (GO): regulation of transcription by RNA polymerase II
Cellular component (GO): nucleus
Molecular function (GO): DNA-binding transcription factor activity, RNA polymerase II-specific; RNA polymerase II cis-regulatory region sequence-specific DNA binding
Source: RefSeq, a predicted model, not a curated record
AUGGAGCUAAGCCUGGAGAGCCUCGGGGGCCUGCACGGCGUGGCCCACGCGCAGGCGGGCGAGCUGCUGAGCCCGGGCCACGCGCGCUCGGCGGCAACGCAGCACCGCGGUCUGGUGGCACCCGGGCGCCCGGGGCUGGUAGCGGGCAUGGCGAGCCUGCUGGACGGCGGCGGCGGCGGUGGUGCCGGGGGCGCGGGCGGCGCGGGUAGCGCGAGCGGCGGCGCCGACUUCCGCGGGGAGCUGGCGGGCCCGCUGCACCCGGCCAUGGGCAUGGCCUGCGAGGCGCCCGGCCUGGGCGGCACCUACACGACGCUCACGCCCCUGCAGCACCUGCCGCCGCUCGCGGCCGUGGCGGACAAGUUCCACCAGCACGCGGCGGCCGCGGCCGUAGCCGGGGCUCACGGCGGCCACCCCCACGCGCAUCCGCACCCGGCGGCCGCGCCGCCCCCGCCGCCCCCGCCGCAGCGCUUGGCUGCCAGCGUGAGCGGCAGCUUCACCCUCAUGCGCGACGAGCGCGCUGCGCUCGCCUCCGUGGGCCACCUCUACGGGCCCUACGGCAAAGAGCUGCCCGCCAUGGGGUCGCCGCUGUCGCCUCUGCCCAACCCGCUGCCGCCCGCUCUGCACGGGGCCCCGCAGCCCCAGCCGCCGCCGCCGCCCCCACCGCUGGCCGCUUACGGCGCUCCGAGUCACCUGGCCGGGGACAAGCUGCUGCCGCCCGCCGCCUUCGAACCGCACGCCGCGCUGCUGGGGCGCGCCGAGGACGCGCUGGCCCGCGGGCUGCCGGGAGGCGGCGGCGGCGGCGGCGCUGGCGGCGGGGGCUCCGCUGGGCUGCUGGCGCCGCUGGGCGGGCUGGCGGCGGCCGGGGCGCACGGUCCGCACGCGGGCGGCGGCGGCCCAGGCGGCGGCGGCGGCCCUGGGGCUGGCGCGGCGGCCGAGGAGAUCAACACCAAGGAGGUGGCGCAGCGCAUCACGGCGGAGCUGAAACGCUACAGCAUCCCGCAAGCCAUCUUCGCGCAGCGCAUCCUGUGCCGCUCGCAGGGCACGCUCUCUGACCUGCUGCGCAACCCCAAGCCGUGGAGCAAGCUCAAGUCCGGCCGCGAGACCUUCCGCAGGAUGUGGAAGUGGCUGCAGGAGCCCGAGUUCCAGCGCAUGUCGGCGCUGCGCCUCGCAGCCUGCAAGCGCAAGGAGCAGGAGCAGCAGAAGGAGCGCGCACUGCAGCCCAAGAAGCAGCGCCUGGUGUUCACCGACCUGCAGCGACGCACGCUGAUCGCCAUCUUUAAGGAGAACAAACGGCCGUCCAAGGAAAUGCAGGUCACCAUCUCGCAGCAGCUCGGCCUGGAGCUCAACACCGUCAGCAAUUUCUUCAUGAACGCGCGGCGCCGCUGCAUGAACCGCUGGGCCGAGGAGCCCGGCGCGGCCCCCGGGGGUCCCGCCGGCGCCGCCACCUUCUCCAAGGCGUGAGGCGCCCCAGCUCCGCGCCCUCCCUGCGUCCAUGGUCUGGGC